AUGAGUUCUUACGUUAUAAAAACUGAUAUAGAAAUAGAUGUACUUAGAUUAGAUUCGGACAUCAUCGAUGAACAUUUGCGCUCCUCAACAGCCGUGUUACAAGACAUUUUGAAUAACGAUAAUAACCAAUGUUUCGACAAUGAUUUAGCACAUACGUGCAGACAAUGCGGGAAAUUAUAUAAGACUGCAAAUUCACUUAAUAUGCACUGCCUGCUCAAACACCCUGGGAACGACCUAGAGGUGACAUGCGUCGAUUGCAAUAAGAAAUACCCGUCUCUGAUGAGCCUACAAAAACAUAUCCGAUACAUGCACCGUUACAAGAACCGAUGCAAGGCCUGCUACAGAACAUUCGAAACGGCAAAACAAUUGUCUGAUCACGCGGAAUGUUGCAGCAAGAGCGAAACACCGUGUAGGGAAUGCGGGAAGAUAUUCGAUUCGCAGAUAGCACUGCGAAAUCACAACAAAUAUAAACAUCCGAGGAGCACGAAUAAUUUGUGUGAACUAUGUAGACGCACGUUCACUAGCAGUCGCAGUUUAUCAAAUCACAUGGCAUCUAUACACAGUCCAAACGCAACCUGCUGCGAAAGAUGCCACCGAUACUUUAACUCCAUACCAGCGCUCCAGAGCCACAUGCUGAAGAAGCACUCCACGGAGGGGCUCAUGUGUAAUCUUUGUUGUAAAAUUUUUCGCUCUAAUUAUAGUUUAUAUCGUCAUUUGCGUAAAAUUCACUCUACAGAUAAAAAUAAAUGUCACUGCAACAAAUGUAAUGUAAAAAACUCUGUCGAAAAUGGACAUGUAUUAUCGACGUUUUCUAGCGAUCAGUUAGAAACGAGCUCAGAUUGA
Danaus chrysippus (African queen) is the source of this 843-nucleotide messenger RNA. The record is from the annotation of a GenBank genome assembly. Lineage: Eukaryota; Metazoa; Arthropoda; Insecta; Lepidoptera; Nymphalidae.